AUGGUUGGCAAAAUCCCGCCCUCAGGUGUCUGGUGUCCCGCUGUGACGUUCUUCGAUCCCGCAACCGACACCCUCGACCUUCCCAGCCAAAAGAAAUACUACACCUACCUCUCUCAAUCCGGCCUAGCCGGCCUCGUUAUCUUGGGCACAAAUGCAGAAGCAUUCCUCCUAACCCGCGAGGAGCGCGCGCAGCUCAUCGCUGCGGCGCGAGAGGCUGUGGGGCCUGAUUUCCCCCUCAUGGCCGGCGUCGGCGCGCACUCUACCCGCCAGGUACUCGAACAUAUUCGCGACGCAGCGGACGCGGGCGCAAAUUAUGUCCUCGUGCUGCCGCCCGCGUACUUUGGCAAGGCUACGACGCCGUCGGUGAUCAAGUCGUUCUUCACGGACAUCGCCACCAACUCACCGCUGCCGGUUCUCAUAUAUAACUUCCCGGGCGUGUGCAACGGGGUCGAUCUGGAUUCCGAGCUUAUCACGGCACUCGCGAAGCAGAAUGAGAAUAUCGUCGGGGUGAAGCUCACGUGUGCGAGUGUGGGGAAAAUCACGCGGCUGUGCGCGUCGCUGACGCCGGACACCUUUGCGGUUUUCGGCGGACAGGCGGACUUCUUGAUCGGGGGCCUCAGCGUGGGAUCUGCGGGGUGCAUUGCUGCGUUUGCGAAUGUGUUCCCCAAGACCAUUUCGAGAAUAUACGAUUUGUAUAAGAGGGGGGAGGUGCAGGAGGCACUACGGCUUCAUAGAAUUGCGGCGCUGGCGGAGUCGCCGUGCAAAUCGGGGAUUGCGUCGACUAAAUAUGCGGCUGCUAUUUUCUCGGCAAAGAGGGCAGGGAUUGAGGGCGCGGAGGAGAAAUUAAGGCCCCGACGGCCGUAUGAGCCGCCUUCUGAGGCGGCUAAGGAAAAUGUCAGGACGGCUAUGGCGUUGAUGGAGUCCAUCGAGAGUGGAUUUUAG
This is a messenger RNA of Histoplasma mississippiense, 942 nucleotides long. RefSeq lists its product as hypothetical. The record is from RefSeq and is a predicted model, not a curated record. The transcript has a single exon. Gene Ontology annotation, molecular function: 4-hydroxy-tetrahydrodipicolinate synthase activity. NCBI's taxonomy places the organism in Eukaryota, Fungi, Ascomycota, Eurotiomycetes, Onygenales, Ajellomycetaceae. Bases 1 to 942 code for a protein of 313 amino acids.